Molecule: messenger RNA, 4283 nt
Organism: Drosophila sechellia
Lineage: Eukaryota; Metazoa; Arthropoda; Insecta; Diptera; Drosophilidae
Product: membralin
Exons: 13
Coding region: 151-3036 (961 amino acids)
Biological process (GO): response to endoplasmic reticulum stress; positive regulation of ERAD pathway
Cellular component (GO): endoplasmic reticulum
Source: RefSeq, a predicted model, not a curated record
ACCUGGUUGUUGUUGUUGUGGUCCGCCAAGUGAAUUUUAGCCAACUCUCUGAGAUCAAGAUUGAGAAAUAUCCGUAGACUGAGAUCAGAUCGGACUGCGGAAGAGGGGCCAACCAACCAGACGCGGAAGUAACAACCUUCAACUCCAGCCAUGGCCGCUGUGCUGCCGGAAAACGCGGCCGAGAUCGCGGUGGCCAAUGCAAUCAAUAACAUCAACGGGAAUGGAAAUGGGAACGGGCGCAAUCGGGUGCUACCUGGCGGAUUAGGUGGUGGUGGACAGAACAACAUGAUGAAUAUGCGGGAUCGACUGUUCCAUGCCAUAUAUUUUCGGGCGGCGGCCACCUAUGCGGAGUUGGUUCCAAGGAAGGUGCAGUUGACCAUUGAGUUCCUGCUGCUGGCCAAGGCGUUGCUGUUCUUCUUUACGCUCAUCUACGUGCACAACUCCUUCAUCAAGAAUCCCUGCACUUGCCUGCAGGAGGUUAAGAACUGGCCGCGCGAAGGCGUCAUCAGAGUGGAGAUCAUUCCUCACCUGGCGGAGAAGCGAGCAAUUUGGCAGGGAAUCAAGAGGGACCAAGAAAUAGUGCGCUCCCUAAAGGAUUCCUACUACUAUGGCAUUGGACCCCAAACUCGGCAAAAUCAAGACACGCUUAAACGGUACGAGUCCAUUCUGGGAAAACUGGGUCUGCCCGUCCGACCAACCUUCGCUUACAGUAACGAAUCCCUGUACUACUACUUUGAUGCCAUCAACAUCCUGGACACCUACGACCAUCCCAAUGCAAUACAGCUCAAGAACGAAGAGGAUGAUGAAGAGCAGUACAUUGUGGAGUAUUCAUUGGAGUAUGGCCACCUCCGCUUGUCUUCAUCCACGCGAAAGCGUCUACGCAUUCCCGUGCUCACUGUCCAAUUGGAUCCCAAUACGGACAAGUGUUUUGGGGACAGUUUGACGCGUUAUUUGCUCAAACGUUUGCUAGGCUAUGAUGACUUACUAAUGGCAUCCGUACGAACUAUAGCCGAGCAGGAAGAGAAUAAGGGCUACCUGCGCAAUGUUAUAACCGGCGAACAUUAUCGCUUCGUCUCCAUGUGGUGGGCAGCCUGGAGCAGUUACCCGGCUGCCUUCUGUGUGAUGUUACUAUUCACCUUCUCAGUGUCGAUGUUGCUGCGCUACUCACACCACCAGAUCUUUGUGUUUAUAGUCGACCUGCUGCAGAUGCUGGAGUACAAUGUGUCCGCCCGGUUCCCAAUCGCACCGUUGCUCACUGUCAUAUUGGCGCUCGUAGGAAUGGAAGCCAUCAUGUCGGAGUUCUUUAAUGACACCACCACGGCCUUCUACAUCAUACUGAUUGUCUGGAUCGCGGAUCAAUACGAUGCCAUCUGCUGUCACACGAGCAUCACCAAGCGUCAUUGGCUCAGAUUCUUCUACCUGUACCAUUUUGCGUUCUAUGCGUAUCACUAUCGCUUCAGUGGACAGUACAGGACGCUGGCCCUGCUCUCCUCGUACCUAUUCACCCAGCACUCGAUGGUGUUCUUCUUUCAUCGCUUCGAGCUGCCAGCCAUCAUGGCCCAGCACCAGGUCUUCAUCAUAACACGCAACCAGGGAGCAGCAGCAGCAGCGGCUGCAGCGGCAGCGGGCGCGGACGGAGCAGAGGCAGCAGGAGGGGGUGCAGGAGCAGAUGCUGCAGCUGGAGGACAGCAAGAAGCUGGUGGGGCAGGAGCAGGCGGCAUCGGUGCUGGCCAGCAGGCGUCUAUGCAACGUGCCCGUCUCAUAGUCACGCGACUCUUCAGCCAACUUGCAGCACAGCGCCAGGGGCAGCAGCAGCAACAAAAUCAGCAGCAACCACGCCCGCCAGGACCCACCGCCGCCGUGGGCGUGGCCUUGGCCAACCUGAGAAGACUGCCCGUGGUGGGCCAGUGGCUGCAGGGCCGCGAGCAAUUCGCCACCGUGCGUCGCGUCUUCCUGGGACACGGCGGCAACGCAAGGCUGAUGCAGGUGCGUCUGCAGCGUAUUAACGUCGCUGACAUACCUGGCUUGCGCAACCAGGUGGCAGCGGCCAUGGCAGCAGCGGGGGCCGCCCAAAGGGGCCAGAGCGCAGCAACAGAUGAACCCACCAGCGGCGAUGUUGCAACUACAGAUGUGGCAGCAACAGCAGCCGCGACAGCAACGCCAGCAGCGGACGAUGUAGCAGAUGUCGAAACAAAUCAGGGACGCAAGCAGCCGACAACAUCGAGCAUAAAUGAUGCAGUAGCAACGGGAGCGGAAGGAGCUCAGGACAAGCCCGGCCAGGAGAAAGUGGAGGUGGUCGAGCAUUCUGGGCAAGAAAAGCUACAGCAUGGCGAUGGCGAUGGGGAUGGGCAAAUAGCGGGCAUGUCCAAGACGCUGGAAAAUCUAAAUUUCGUUGCGGCGGAUAUUAUAAAUAUGUCGGAUGAAACUACUGUAGCAGCAUCGCCCCCAACGGACGGCACUCAACAACCAGAUCAGACCCUGAUCCACACCCACGUCCAUGUCCAUCAGACUCAGCCGAAGGCGAGGCAAUUAGAAAAUAAUUUGCCAGAGUUGCUGAAAACUGAGGGGGCAUCCGCAGCAACGGCAUCAGGUGAAAAGCAAAGCUGCCCACUACAAGCACCCAGCAUUAUGAAUGACCAGCAGCAGCAGCAGAGGCAGAAAAACAAACCGGACGAGCCCGCGACAGCAACGGUAGCAACAUCAGCAGUUGCCACGUCAAAACAAUCCUCUGGGCCAGGAGCAACGGAGGUGGGAGCGGUAGGAGCGGCAGGAGGAGCCGACGCAACAGCCAGGCCAAUGAUGGAUGACAGGCAAACAGUUGAUUUUAUAGAAGGCGACAGCCCAACGUCAGCAGCAAAUUGCCAACUCAAUGCUGGCACAAACCACAAGGCACAGGAGCAGCAGCUAAUGAAAACUUCACAACAUACAUCAAACCAAGUGACAACUACAGCAGCAGCAACAGGAGCAGCAGCAGCAGGAACACCAGCAACGGGAGCAACAGCGGCAAUGGGAACAGCAGAAACAUCAGCAGAAUAAGCAAGGCAUUAGUGGCGAGCCUCCAGAAACGUACACAACACAAACCCAAUUCCGAAUCCGAACUCAAGCCCAAACCAACCGAAAGUAGCUACCCACAUAACAAGAUGUCAUACAUAAAGGAGCUAGUAAAUUUUAGAUAAUUUGUCUGGUGUACUUAUGUCCGGAGAUCAACCACGACUCACGACGCCCCCGCUCCGAUUCGAAUGUGUGCUUGUGCCGUGUGAAUGUGUCUGGGUUGGAUGGGUGGUAGAUGGAUGGAUGGUUGGAUGGAUAGCUGAAUGGAUGUAUGGUUAGCUGGGUAGAUGGUAGAUUUCCGAGUGGGGGAGGUUAGUGGGUGUGAGAGCGUGUUUGAGCUUCGACCAGGAAAGGAGUGACGGAAACGCGUAGUUGACCUGCUUGCACCUGCAGGUAAAAGUCAGGAUAUACAUACAUAUACAUAUAUAUUAAUAAUGUUGCACGGCUUUUUAAUUAGCCAAAUACGUGAGAAGCAGCCACACAUGUACGAAUACACACACACACACACAAGCUAGUCGCGUUUUAAACUUAACUUUUUUUGCCCAUCCUUGUUUGCGCCUUUAUUGAGAAAAAUGCGUUGAACAUUUUUAAUUAACUUUCCGUUCCGAGCUGCCUUCAACCCACGAAGCGCCAGCCGCCUCAUCGUUUUGGACUCCGCCUCCGAAAACGGACGGACAAACAGCCGUAAGCCCUUCCGGCCGAUAACCAAGCCCGAUCCGAUGCCUGCGCUGAUGCUUCUACUGUUUGCCCAAGCUCUUUGCUUUAGCUUUAUGGAAUACCAUAGGAUUGUCAACUGUAAUAUAUUUUGUUUGUCGAAACAUCAUUUUAACAAAAAAGAAAGAAAAAACGGGCCGAAAAAAGCCAUCACAAAGGAAACACACUGUGAAUAUUCAUAAGAAAUUGUCGUUGAACGUUUGCCUGUUGUUGGCCAAAAAAAAAAAAAAAUGUAAAAUUCUUUAUUGUAAUUUUAUUGCUUUCAUUUAUGUUUUUAAGCGUACUCCUACUUUGUACAUGGUAAUUAAUCUGAGAUGCGAUUGAGUGAAUGUGGCGACGUGUUUCUAGAACUAUUUGGUAAGCAAUGGCGGUCGGAAUCGAAGUUCGCGAACGGUUUAUAACUCUUAAUUAUACGUACUAAAUACUAAAACUAGUAGCUAUGACUCUUUGCUAUUGCUAAACAAACAAAAAAAAUGUUAUUUCUAAAUGUGUAUAAAUAUAUAUACGACAUAAAUUAA